GCGUUUUUGGGAUUCUGGUUCUCCCGGCAACUUUUCUCUCUUUUCCGUCCUGCUCUAGUUUCAGGUUGGCUGGCAUUCAGCAUUCCGACAGUUCCGACCGUUGAAAGUCAGUCAAGGAGUCUAGCCACCAGCUCACCUUCAUUUCGCAUAACUAACUGUAUCGAAGUACAAAAGGUCAUCACCACAGCGGAAAAUGGACAUGUUGGGGGACGGGGUUGACGUUGCCGAUAAAGCCCCCGACGUGGACGUGGAUGUAAAAAAGGACACCAUCGAAGUUGAUUCAGUGGUCAAAGCAGUGGAUAAUCUUGCCCUUUCCGAUGAUGAGAGUGGUGACGAGAAUGCGGAAAAAGAAGGCGCAUACCUGGAAAUGUGUCCUGAAGUACAAAAACGAGUUCAAGCCCUGAGAAAGAACCAAAAGGAUAUUCUUCAAGUUGAAAGCAAUUUCUACAAGGAAAUUCACCAACUCGAACUCAAAUUUGAGAAAUUAUAUCAUGAAAAGUUUGAUUUUCGCAAGUCAAUUAUUACUGGCAGUCAUGAGCCUACGAAUGACGAAUGUGAUUUCCCUUUGGGUAGAAAUGUUGAUGAACCACUGUCAGCGGUUCAAGAUACUCAAGGAAAAGAGAAGAAAGAAGGAUUUAUCACUGGGAUUCCAACAUUUUGGGCAACUAUUUUGCAAACUGUGCAACCAAUUUGCACGCUAGUUGAGGAACAGGACAUUCCUGUCCUGGCCCAUUUGAUGGAUAUUCGAUGUGAAAAUACUUCAGAGCCAUUGGGGUUCAAACUCUUCUUCGGCUUCUCUCCUAACGAAUUUUUCGAAAAUGACGUCCUUGUCAAAACAUACGUCCUGAAGAAUGAUCCAGAUCCUGAGAGUCCCUUGACCUACGAUGGUCCUGAAAUUAUCAGCUGCGAGGGUUGUACCAUUCGUUGGAAGGAAGGAAAAGAUACUACUAUCAGUGUUGUGGAAAAAAAGCAGAAGCAUAAGAAAACUGGGACCAUUAGGACUAUUACCAAGACUUUGAAACGAGACUCGUUUUUUCGUUUCUUUAGUCCUCCGGGUUUACCACUAAUACAUAGUCAUCCUAUUCUUAACGUGGUGAUGAUGAUACGAUACCUUUUUCUAGAUCCGGCUGAUCAAACAAAAGAGGGAACUAAUGAAGAUGAGGAAGAUGAUAUCAUUGAUACUCUAAACUUGGAUUUCGAAAUCGGGCAAGCGCUUCGAGAACGAAUUAUUCCUCGAGCGGUGCUUUUCUUCACUGGGGAGGCUCUGGAAGAUGAUGAUGAUGAAAAUGAUACGGAUUAUGCAACUGAUUCUGAAGAUGAUGAAGGAGAAGCUGCUGAAUCUGUGGAUGAUGAUGUGGAUGAGCAAGGUGAUCAACGCACCUCACAUUGAUUUGGGAGCAAGUUUGCAAGCACUCCAUUUGGAUUAGAAUUCUAGUGUGCCUCAUCAUCAUUUAAAAUCUGUCUUUACAUAUUAAUACAAACUAACAAUCAAUGUGUUCUUUUAUAAAAACCUGAAAUAUUUAUCAUUUUUACAUACCAACCUGUCGUUACACUAACUGGCGAUUAACCGAUUAUAAAUAAAUCUCAUCGUUAAAAAAAUUA
This is a messenger RNA of Folsomia candida, 1602 nucleotides long. Its product is annotated as nucleosome assembly protein 1-like 1. The record is from RefSeq and is a predicted model, not a curated record. NCBI's taxonomy places the organism in Eukaryota, Metazoa, Arthropoda, Collembola, Entomobryomorpha, Isotomidae. The transcript is spliced from 7 exons. Bases 194 to 1390 code for a protein of 398 amino acids. Gene Ontology annotation, biological process: nucleosome assembly. Gene Ontology annotation, cellular component: chromatin; nucleus. Gene Ontology annotation, molecular function: histone binding; chromatin binding.